UUGCGCUUCCUGAAACUUUUCCAGAACGCGUCCCCGGCCCGUCCUCGCAAGUAUGUGACAUGUGAAAACAUCAUAUCGGUCGCCUCAUCUGCUCGAUUGCCGCUCGUACACGUUCGGCCUCCUUAGAUGAUGCCGUACGCAAUUCCUUGAAACUCAUCGCAAACUCAAAUGAUUGUCGCAAAGAUGCGAGGACUUACUCGUAGCGGUGUAAUGUCGCGGCCGAGAUUCGAGACUUCUCGCCUACUUCGACCCGCUUGUAAUGAGUUUUUGAUGAAGACGAAUUGCGAACCGCGGCAGGGUAUUUGAUGGUCCGUGAUGCAUUAUGGGUCAGCAACAAGCAACUGGGUAGGCUGUCCGUUUAUGAAGUGGAUGCUCAAUAUAUAACACAGACUCCCUCAAACUCCAUGGGCAAAAACAGACUAUAGUAUUGAUCAACCAUAGCAAACAUGCCUUCAGUACAGUUCUAUCUUCUGGGCCAGGAUCUUACCACGGGGCAUGAGAUCGAGGUCGACUCAAGCGCAGUAUCUGACUAUGAGUCGCUUCGUCUCUUGGUGGCAGGAUACUUUGCUAUCCUGGAGCCGAGUGGCAUCGACUUUUCCGUCGAUGGAAACACCCUCACCGAGGUGUCAGAGGUCAUCAGCAGUCAACAACCAGUCGCAAUCACGAUAGACGGCAAGCAGGUCAGAGAAGUGCCGGGUCCUAAAGGCUUUCCUUAUAUCGGCAACUACUACGAAAUCUACCCCGACCAUCUCGGUAACAACCAGAGACUUUUCGAUACAUAUGGUCCUGUCUUCAAGACGACCAAUUUUGGCUCAACCAUCUAUCAGACUAACGACCCUGUGAUCGCCAACCAUGUCUUCAACGAAAACGGAUUCUUUACCAAACAGAUCACACCCGAACAUCCGCUUUUCGGUAUCAUGGAUCAAGAAGCAGGCUUGUUCCUCGCAGAUACAGAUACUGAAGCCUGGAGACUUACGCACAAAUUCCUUCCUCCAGCUUUCUCCCCAAAGGCCGUCCGUCACUACAGCCCAAAGAUGCAGCAGACUGUAGAGUCGGCGUAUAAGGUCUUUGAUCAACUGGAUGAGCAAGGCGAUGCAUUCAACGUAUAUCUGUACAUGCUGAAGCUCGGCUCUCAAGCUGUUGGUCAACUUACUCUGGGGCUCGAUUUCAACCACUUCUCCUCGGUCUAUGCGCCAAUGCACAAGAUGGUACGCGACAUUGCGGAACUCUUGGAGUUGAACAAGAAGGUUUCUACCAUGGGAUCGUGGUACUCAUAUCUGCCUUUCGGCGACCCGGCAAAACUGCGACACGUCAGAAACGAACUUGAGCACCAGAUGGAAGCUGCUAUCGCUGCAGUGACUCCCAACGGUGUUGAAGAUUUGGACUUGCAGGAUGCAGCGCUCAAGGCAUCUUGUAUUGCGGAUUAUGCUGUUCGUGCCGUUGAUGGCCAAGGAGAGAAGCUACCUAAACGCUACCUCAGCCACUCAAUCAUGGUAGCCACAGCAGCCGGUUUCACAACUACCUCAUCGCUUCUCUCAUGGCUUAUUUACGGAUUGGUCACCUACGAGGGCAUGCAAGAACGUCUGCUGCAGGAGCUCAUCGAUAAUGACAUCGACGAAGACACCGUACUUGACGCCGAUCUCAUCGGCAAGCUCCCUUUCCUGGACAAGUAUGUCAAGGAAAUGCAGCGCAAACACAACCCCUCUUACCAGCCCGGCCGCACAGCUCAGCACGAUCUAAUCCUGCCAGGUGGUUAUAAGAUUCCAAAGGGCGGCAUAUGUAUCCCAGCCUUACAUCACAUCCACAACAAUCCCAAGCUAUGGGACAACCCGGCACGAUUCAACCCUGAUAGAUGGGACACAGAGGAGGUCAAGAACCGCCACCGGUCCACAUACAUACCCUUCGCCCAAGGACCUCGUGGCUGUAUUGGAUUCAACUUCGCUCUCCUGGAAGUUAAAAUCUUCCUGCCCAAACUUGUUUACCGUUACCACUGGUCAAAAGCCGAUGAUGAGGCUGUCGAGUAUGAUCCCUUCUUCCAGCUUAUCCGACCUACAAACUUCAUGGCACGUGCGGAGAGAAGAGUCAAGUGGCCAGCAAAAUCUGCUUAG
Molecule: messenger RNA, 2108 nt
Organism: Aureobasidium pullulans EXF-150
Lineage: Eukaryota; Fungi; Ascomycota; Dothideomycetes; Dothideales; Saccotheciaceae
Product: putative cytochrome P450 monooxygenase
Exons: 3
Coding region: 447-2108 (553 amino acids)
Molecular function (GO): oxidoreductase activity, acting on paired donors, with incorporation or reduction of molecular oxygen; monooxygenase activity; iron ion binding
Source: RefSeq, a predicted model, not a curated record